Messenger RNA from Lycium ferocissimum, 570 nucleotides. RefSeq lists its product as uncharacterized. NCBI's taxonomy places the organism in Eukaryota, Viridiplantae, Streptophyta, Magnoliopsida, Solanales, Solanaceae. The transcript is spliced from 2 exons. The record is from RefSeq and is a predicted model, not a curated record. Bases 27 to 443 code for a protein of 138 amino acids.
GACCGGGUGUUCCGAAGGUGUCGCCCAUGAAGGGUGUCAUGAGGUUCGGUAGAAAGGGUAAGCCGAGUCCCCGGUACAUUGGGCCGUAUCAGAUUGUUCGAAAGAUAGGCGAAGUCGCCUAUGAGCUAGACUUACCAUCCGACUUGGAGGCCGUACACCCGGUGUUUCAUGUGUCUAUGUUGCGGAAAUGUAUUGGUGAUCCUUCCAGGGUAUUCCCAGUUGAUGAUAUUCAGGUGACGGAGCAGUUAUCUUAUGACGAGCAGCCUGUAUCUAUUCUGGAUCGACGGGUGCGGAGACUACGCACUAAAGAAGUACCCUCCGUCAAAGUCCUGUGGCGCAACAAUAAUCGGGAGGAGAUGACUUGGGAGGCGGAGGACAAGAUGAAACAGAAAUACCCCCAUUUGUUCCCAACGUCCACAGAUUCUGGACGAAACGGGAUUUGAUUUUAAGGAGAGCAUAAGACGUAUUUAAGGUAUGUAAAGCUUCCUACUCCUUCGUUAGGCAUGUCUUAGUAUGUUAGGCGAGUAUUGGAACCUCCGGAGCAUUUCUGCUCCUCGAAACCCGAUCUAC